AUGCAGCCUUUUGAAAGCAUUUGUGCCUCAUGCAGGCUAUCUGAACAUAAGCGUAGAUCAAAUAUGCUUUGUUCUUUAAACAAUAAAAACACGAGACUUUACGUGCUUGAAAAAAGAACUUACAAAGACAUCUCUACUAAUGAAGAGAUUUCUGCAGAAAGUAGCCAAUCUGCUGCAUUGAGAUUGAGACACGAAGUAUCUUCUGAAAAAACAACCCAAGUUCAAGUUCAACAUGUACUUGAGUCUAAUGGCUCUAAUGAGUCUGAUGAGAAUGAUGAAGACAUUGAAAGUGAUGAUACAGAAAGUGAAGACGAGACAGAUGACAGUCAAUCACAUGGAAUUGCUUGCAGUAAUUUUACAACAGAACCUGGGAUUGAUUAUCAAGGUUCAAUGACUGCUGAGUUUUCUUGCUCAUCUGUAGAAAAUCUGCUGUUUUCCAUGUGCUUUAACAAGGGUAGUGUUCUUCCAGAUUUUGAGCCAAUACUGCCUGAAAUGGCCAUUCUUUUAGUGCAUGGUACAGCCGCAUCAAACAUUUUCUUUCAAAAGAUUUGUGCUUAUAAUAGCACUUUGAGCUUUACUUUGUUGGGUGCAAAAAUUGAUCAUUCUGUUGCAAAUAACAGAAGUGGAGCAUACUGUUUCAGAAUACACGGCACAAUAUGCCAUAAUAUUGGGUCUGUUCUUCCAUCCACUGCUGAAGACUUAAUUAAGCCAAGGUAUGCUCAGCUUUAUAUGUAUGAUCCUGUCUCUCAAGUCAACUUCCAACACAACAAUGCUUCACAUCUCAACCGAAAUAUAAUAGAGCAGAUUCAGAGUAUGCUCAUAAGAGUAAACCCAUUUGUUUCUCUUUUUAAAUCAAUAGAGCAAUACUCUAGAACAGAAAACCAAGUUGUGGAUUUGACCCUUCGUUUGGUUGCUGAUAGUUGA
This is a messenger RNA of Phycomyces blakesleeanus NRRL 1555(-), 924 nucleotides long. RefSeq lists its product as hypothetical. NCBI's taxonomy places the organism in Eukaryota, Fungi, Mucoromycota, Mucoromycetes, Mucorales, Phycomycetaceae. The transcript has 3 exons. The coding region runs from base 1 to 924 and encodes 307 amino acids. The record is from RefSeq and is a predicted model, not a curated record.